GCUGCUGCGAGUCUUUAUGUGGCUGUGAGUUGUGGCAGAGUCAUACAGCGGGAGUGCUGCCUGGGAGUGUAGAUGGUAUCGCUGGUGUCAGGGGGGCUGGCAAAAGCCGCGCUUGGAUUUAUACCUGUUUCACUGCGGCUUCCACUCUGCUUUUUCGUCUGCUGCUUCAGAUUCUAAUGGAUGGUUGGAGCUGGAAGUCAACUUGUUUUCCUGGAACUUCCUGUUGAGUAACUUGAGGUUCACUCACUUUACUUGUGACUCAUUUUUCUGGUUUUGGAAAACCAUACAAAGGUCCUUACAGAUAAAGGGGUUUUUCAAAGAAUAAGGUGCUGAGGUUGAAUAACAGGUAGCAAAGAUGCCUAUACUUAAGCAGCUGGUUACCAAUCCCACUGCCUCAAAAAGGCGCUCAAGGGCAGACCUUACAGCAGAAAUGAUCAGUGCUCCACUGGGAGAUUUUCGGCACACAAUGCACAUUGGAAGGGCGGGUGAUGCCUUUGGAGACACAUCCUUUCUCAGCAGCAAGGGUGAUGAUCAUCCAGAGUCAGAAGAAUCUGUUCCCAAGCCGGGACUGCUCUCCAGGACAUUUCGCAGCAGCAAACGGUCACUUUCAGUGACGCGAAGUGACCGCAGAGACAUGCUAGGUUCCCUCAGGGACUCUGCAAUCUUUGUUAAAAAUGCUGUUUCCUUGCCCCAGUUGACUGAGAAAGAGGCUGAAAGGAUUUCUUCCAAGAAAAUGCCAAAAAGCCUGUCUUCCAGCCCAGUAAAGAAGGUGUCUGAAGAGCAGCGUGUCAAUGGGGCAUCUGCUCAAAGUCCAACAACCCUUCCUGAUAUAGCCACUGCAGAGAGGGAGUUUGGAGAACUAACAGAUUUGCCAGAGUAUGCACCAAAGAGCAGCUUUGGUAUGAAGCAUGCAGAGUCUAUUAUGUCAUUCCAUAUUGACCUUGGCCCAUCCAUGUUGGGGGAUAUCUUAAGUGUCAUGGACAAUAGUCAGUGGGAGAAGGACCUGGACCAUAGCCUUGACGACUUUGGUGGAAAUGGCUCUGGCUCGCUAUCUUCCUGGCAGGCAGAUCCACCCCCAACAGGUUACCCAUCACAUGCUCCUAACGUGGACAGCAGAAUACCUAGUUCUGCCAAAGUAAGCAACAGUGGGGCUACCAAAGACAGCCAUUCUAAGUCCAGAGAUAGAUCAGUUGUCAUGGACAACAAACCAAAGAAAGGGAGAGACUUUUCUUUUAUGGAUGAGGAAGAAGAGGAAGAUGAGAUCAGAGUAUAAAGAGGACUCAUUCAUUAAAUCCAAAACUCUACAUAUUUUUGUAAAGAAAAAUGGGGGGCUGAUAUUAUAGAAGCUAAGCCUACAUCAUUGUUGAUAUGUGCUCUGCGCAUCAACAACUAGGUAAUUACCCAUCCAUCCAAACUCCAAGAUAAAAUGUCUUUUUUUCCAUCAAACAGGCUGUCCCAUGGAUAUAUAGGGUCAGUGUAGAGUCAAGCAGGGCUGUUCACUAAUAUACAAGACCUUAGCCCUUGUUGAUAUAUAACACAUAGCUUGUGGCCACUAAAGCUGGGUACUGAACAGAGGAUGGGAGAAGUAAAGCCCUUUAAAAUAACUGGUCUCUAGACUCUUUAAAUCUCUGUUUAUGCUUUGUCUAGUGUCUCUUCCUUUUAAUUUUGAUCAUAAAAAAAUGAUUUGAAUUGAUGCUUAGAAGAACUGAUGGCAAGGGGUGAGGAUGACUAAACAUGUCCCACUCGCUUGUGUUCCUGUGAUCACAUUCCUUGAACUGGCCAGUUUGUCUAAAAGACAUUCAGCAUUUCUCCUGAAAACCACAAACUGUGACAAUCUGCAAUGAAUGGGUUGUGUGUUGGGGACGAUCAGUUGUGCUAAGCAGAUACACAGAUACUGUGUGCUAGUUAUUGAAUACUCAAGCUGUGCCCAGUGAUUCACUGAUGGAGGCCUGCCAACACUAAGGGGUCACAAGGUUUUGAGUUACAUUGCGGUCCCACUUACAAAAAUAAUAGACGGUUAUGGACGUAGGCUGCCCGAGGGCAAUGCAGAACCAUACAUUAUUUUCUCUGACGGAUUAUUUAACUUUAGACAUAUUGAAUACUGAUCUUUUAUUAAAGCUACUCCAUCCCUGAGUACGACUUGUGCUAGAGGAGUAUUGUGAUAUUAAUAGAAGACACUAUGCAUUUUCUGACCAUUCAAAAUAUGGUUACCCUAUGCGAUAUCCUCUCCAGAAUUUAAAUGGAAUAUUUGCUUUUGAUUUUUUUUUUUUUUUCUGCUACUUGAAAAAUCAAAAACAUUGAGCGAGGAAAGAAGAAAAGAUGGUACGGCUGUUUAACCACAGCAUUGAGAGUACUGUUUGCCAAGAGACUGAAACCUUUACUGUAUAUGGAAUACAGAUUUAUUUAAGUUCUGUACCUGUUUUGUUUUGUCAUUUGUAUAAAAAAAUUUUAUUCCUGUU
Messenger RNA from Xenopus tropicalis (tropical clawed frog), 2459 nucleotides. RefSeq names its product CDC42 effector protein 4 (gene cdc42ep4). Bases 356 to 1273 code for a protein of 305 amino acids. Lineage: Eukaryota; Metazoa; Chordata; Amphibia; Anura; Pipidae. The record is from RefSeq and is a predicted model, not a curated record. Gene Ontology annotation, cellular component: endomembrane system; cytoplasm. The transcript is spliced from 2 exons.